GGGGGACACGGAUUUAAGCUCCAACGGUGAUAACCUAGGGCAGUAAAAAAAAAAAAAAUCGAGGAACUGGGACCCUUUAGAGGCCUUUAGACGCCCGGGAAGCAUCCCGGAGUAGGUGAGACCUAAACUCAGCCCUGAGAAAUGGUUAAGUGUUUGCUCCAGGGAGACAGUUCGAGGGCAUUCUUGGCGGAAGGAGCAGAGAUGUGAAAGAAACAAGUGUAUUUUGGUAAUUGAGAGGAGGUCGGUCAAAUGAAAGAAGGGGAAAUGGAAGGGCCUGGCCCAGGUAGCAACUUGGAGACAAACGAGGAGUCCAGGAAAGUGUACAGUUAGUUGAAGGGAAUGAGACUUGAGACUUGAAAUCUUUUUCAAGCAGCUGGUCACUAGGCAAGGUAGAGGCAAGAGGGAAGAUGGGGCCUAGGUGAGGAAACAGGGUGCAGGGUAGGAAAGAUUCUAGAUCUGAGAAGAAAGGCUCUUGAGUUCAUUUAUUGAGCAGCUGCUUUGACUCAAGUACUAUCCUGGGUUCUAGGGACACAACUGUGAACAUUGGAAAGGAGAAAACAAAUAACAAUCAAAUAUACCAUAUGAACAUAAAGGUUACUGCAGUAUAUUUCAGAGGUCGACAGUGUGGGGAUUUGGAGCAACCAGCUGGAUGUGACCUCCAGGACAGAAUGGUGCUGGACUCAGGAGCUCAGGUGUAUGAGCAGGCACCUCCCAGCCCAUCUGCCAGUCCCCUGUCCCUGCGCCAUAGGCUGAAGUCAUCCAACCGAGAUGGGCCACCCCUGUACCCCUGGCCUCGAUCCCUGGCUGUGCCCCUGGCUCUGGCUGUCCCUUCAGUGCUGCAGCCCCAGCCUGAGCAGCAGCCCUUUUCAAAGCUGCACUUGGGCCACCGUGGCCAUAUGCGUCGCAGUGAGAGCACUUACUCUGUAAAUAGCACUGGUCAGCGGGGGCGUGGCACACAGGGUCAUGCCCCACCUGGACAGGGACGGGACCCAGGUGGUGGCACCUUGCGAUCUGCAGCUUCCCUGCCCCACAUUGCUAAGACUCGAAAGAAUGUAGGCAAUGGUAUUGGCAAGAGCCCCUGUAUGUUGGUGGCCCUGAGGCCAACCAACAUGGACCGUGAACGGGACAAGUUCUUCCAGUCCCAUUAUACCUACAAUCCACAGUUUGAGUACCAGGAGCCCAUGCCUACAACUGUGCUGAAGAAGUACUGUGAGGCCUCUGGACAGUUCAUCCCUCAGGCAGUUGGCAUCAUUGAGGCUGUCCUGGAGAAAUUUGGCACCUACGAACGCUUUGAGGCUGCUACCGGGGGCCAGCUGCUGACCAAGUGCCAGAUUUGGUCCACUGUGCGAAAAUACAUGCAGAAGGAGGGCUGCGUUGGGGAGAUUGUGGUGCAGCUGAGUGAGGACCUGCUGUCCCAGGCAGUAAUGAUGGUGGAAAACAGCCGACCCACACUGGCCAUCAACUUGACGGGAGCCCGCCAGUACUGGCUGGAGGGCAUGCUUCGGCAUGAAAUAGGCACCCACUACCUGCGUGGCGUGAAUAACGCGCAGCAGCCUUGGCACAGCGCCGAGGGCCGGCUGCAGUAUGGACUUCGGCCAGCCAACCCCACCGAGGAGGGCCUGGCCAGCCUGCACAGCGUGCUUUUCCGCAAGCAGCCUUUCCUGUGGCGUGCAGCCCUGCUCUACUACACCAUUCAUCGUGCCGCACACAUGUCCUUCUGCCAGCUCUUCCAAGACCUGGCCCGCUACGUGCAGGACGCCAACGUGCGCUGGGAGUACUGCGUGCGCGCCAAGCGUGGCCAGAUGGACACUUCCAAGCCAGGCUGUUUCAGCAAGGACCAGGUGUACCUGGACGGCAUCGUGCGCAUUCUGCGACACCGCCAGACCAUCGAUUUCCCACUGCUGACCUCCCUGGGCAAGGUCUCCUAUGAGGAUGUGGAUCAUUUGAGGCCCUAUGGGGUACUGGAUAAUACCCGCGUACCCCACUUCAUGCAGGACUUGGAACGCUACCAGCAGCAACUGGAACACAUCAUGGCCACCAACCGUCUUGAUGAAGCAGAGCUGGGCCGCCUGCUGCCUGACUGAUGUUGGUUAACAGCUCUAGGCGGAAGCCCUAGACAGAGACCUCCAGAUCGGUCCCCAGAACAUGAAGCUGUCUGCUCUGUGCUGCUACAGCCUAGGUGUUUCUUGGGGGGCAUGGGAGGCCAGGAACAUCCUAGAAGGACAAGCAGCAAUAUCAGAAGGUUUUUGUCCCUUGCUAGUGCUCUUCAGGCCUAUGGACUAGCAGCAGCAUGUCAGGCAAACUGUUGAACAGAGGGGAGGCCUGAGAAUAAGAGGGGAGAUGAGCAUUGAUGGGAUUUUGGGGUGGUUCGGGAGUAGGAACUUGUUCUUGCAUGAGAUGGCUUUGGGUAUUCAGUACUCCAGUCUCUCCCUUCUCCCACCUGGCCCCUUGGUGCUCCUUCAGCAUUCAUGCUGUCUACCUCUCACUGGGUCCUGGUGGCGGUCAGGAUCCCUUCUCUGGGGUGAUUGCUUGAACUUGAGGUCCUAGCUUUCACACAGACUCAAAGGGUAGGGGUCCAGGUAGUAGAGAUCCAGCUGGGCUGGGGUUUACUUUCCAGUAUUUUGCCUUUCUCACUGGUCAUGUAUUUACUACAUACUUAUCUGUUCUACUUCAUGGGGCUGGGAGGCAGCAGCUCCUGAAGGUUAAGCAGAGGUACAGGACACUCCUAGAAAAUACCAAUUGUUCCUAGCCCUACUCUCAUUACACACACACACAUGCACACACACAGCUUCAGGACUUGUGAGUCCAGCCCAAGAGCUUACCUGUGCCCUGCCCCCACUCUUCCACUGGCCUCUACUGUUUCUGUCUUUGUCCAGACCCUCACAGCUGGGCUGUUGUGCAGGUUGGCUUAGCCUGGGAGUGGUCAUGAUCAAGCCUGAAGGGCAGGCCCUAUGGCUUGUUGUCCCCAGUCCUGACCCCUUCCUGGACCAGGAGAGGUACAGACCUGAUUGUUGCUUCUAGUUUCACUUCAGACUUCCCUUCCUGGGCCUUAAUUUUCCCAUCUGUAAGACUCAGAAAAGCAGCAGGAAAGUUCUUACUCAUUUAGUCAAUGUGUAUGUAUACUGCGCCUUGUGUGUACCAGUUUUUGUUCAGAACCCUUCCUGAGCUUCCAGUUCAGAGGGAAGCCAAACAAUUAAAAGAGCAGUCACAAUGAUGUGUGUAGCCUCUGUCUACUCAAGCUCUCUCCCAAUUUCCUUCUUUUUAUCUAACUUCUCAAGACUGUGAGCGCUAAGCCUUCCCUAAGUGACAGAAGGUCCCCCUUUCCUCACUACCUCAAG
Molecule: messenger RNA, 3338 nt
Organism: Heterocephalus glaber (naked mole-rat)
Lineage: Eukaryota; Metazoa; Chordata; Mammalia; Rodentia; Bathyergidae
Source: RefSeq, a predicted model, not a curated record